UGACAGCAGCAGUCAGCUGCAGGGAGAACAAAAACAUGGCGGUUUGCAUAGCAGUGAUCGCUAAAGAGAACUACCCACUAUACAUACGCAGUGUGCCAUCUCAAAACGAGUUGAAAUUCCACUACACGGUUCACACCUCUCUGGAUGUGGUGGAGGAGAAGGUCUCAGCUGUGGGGAAAUCCAUAGGUGACCAGAGGGAGCUCUACCUGGGUCUGCUCUAUCCAACUGAAGACUAUAAAGUAUAUGGGUAUGUAACCAACUCCAAGGUUAAAUUUGUGAUUGUUGUGGACUCCUCCAAUACAUCAUUACGGGACAAUGAAAUACGAAGUAUGUUUAGAAAAUUGCACAACUCUUUCACCGAUGUAAUGUGCAACCCAUUCUAUAACCCUGGGGAUCCAAUUCAAUCAAAGGCCUUCAAUGGAAUAGUCUCUGGAAUGAUGGUUCAAACAGGCUGACAUCUCAUCCAGUUAACCUUUGAGCAUCCACUGUACAUAUGACCCUUUUUCCUUUCUACAUGUCUUUACUCUUGGAAAAUAAAAAUAAAACUAUUAAUAAACCUGAAA
Cyprinodon variegatus (sheepshead minnow) is the source of this 563-nucleotide messenger RNA. It is a transcript of the gene trappc2l, whose product is annotated as trafficking protein particle complex 2-like. Gene Ontology annotation, cellular component: nucleus; TRAPP complex; cytoplasm. The transcript is spliced from 5 exons. Bases 36 to 455 code for a protein of 139 amino acids. NCBI's taxonomy places the organism in Eukaryota, Metazoa, Chordata, Actinopteri, Cyprinodontiformes, Cyprinodontidae. Gene Ontology annotation, biological process: endoplasmic reticulum to Golgi vesicle-mediated transport. The record is from RefSeq and is a predicted model, not a curated record.